Ricinus communis (castor bean) is the source of this 1349-nucleotide messenger RNA. RefSeq names its product expansin-A1. Gene Ontology annotation, cellular component: extracellular region. The record is from RefSeq and is a predicted model, not a curated record. NCBI's taxonomy places the organism in Eukaryota, Viridiplantae, Streptophyta, Magnoliopsida, Malpighiales, Euphorbiaceae. Gene Ontology annotation, biological process: plant-type cell wall organization. The transcript has 3 exons. Bases 121 to 864 code for a protein of 247 amino acids.
AAACAACUAAUCUCCCUUACUUCCAUGUCACAUUCUUUCUCUACCUUUCUAACUAUAUUUGCUUCAGCUAUCUGUUCAUUUCCUCCUAUAACAAUAUUCUUGUUCUUCUGGUAGCGGGAAAUGGAACUGCUUAUAUACACCAUUGUAGCCCUUCUCAGUAUUUUGAGAACAGUUGAGGGGUAUGGAAGUGGGUGGACUAAUGCUCAUGCCACUUUCUAUGGAGGGGGUGAUGCAUCUGGGACGAUGGGUGGGGCUUGUGGAUAUGGAAAUCUAUACAGUCAGGGUUAUGGAACAAACACAGCAGCAUUGAGUACAGCUCUUUUCAACAGUGGACUGAGCUGUGGAGCAUGCUUUGAGAUUAAAUGUGUAAAUGACAAUAAAUGGUGCUUACCAGGUUCUAUUAUAAUCACUGCAACUAAUUUUUGCCCACCAAACUUAGCCCUGCCCAAUAAUAAUGGAGGGUGGUGCAACCCUCCCCAGCAACACUUUGAUCUUUCUCAGCCUGUUUUCCAACGCAUCGCUCAAUAUAGAGCUGGUAUUGUCCCUGUUCAAUACAGAAGAGUUCCUUGCAGGAAGACAGGUGGAAUUAGAUUCACUAUCAAUGGGCAUUCCUACUUUAAUCUAGUGCUAAUAACAAAUGUUGGCGGAGCUGGUGAUAUUGUUGCUGUUUCCAUAAAGGGCUCUAAUACCAACUGGCAGGCCAUGUCCAGGAACUGGGGACAGAACUGGCAGAGCAGCUCCUACCUGAAUGGACAAUCCCUCUCUUUCAAAGUCACAACAAGUGAUGGACGAACUGUCAUCUCCAACAAUGCGGCUCCCUCUAACUGGGCUUUUGGCCAAACCUACACUGGAAUGCAAUUCUAGUUUUCUGAAUCCCACAGUCACCUAACCCUUAUUCAGAAUUUUAAUUAAUUAGCUAGCCCAUUACCUCUAACAAAAAUAUCCUUCUUACCAGUUAAUUUCUUUCCUUUUUAACUACUAGUCCUAUCAUAUACAAGUGUAUCUAGUAUAUAUAAAUAUAUAUAUAUAUAUAUGGUCAUGGGGAAGUCUAUUUUUUGUUUUUUGAAAAAUACACCCCAUAUGUAUGAGUUUGUUAGCAAGUUUGAGUUUGUAGUGAAGGGGGAUCUUCAAUGUUUUUUACCGUUCAAGUUUUAAUAUAUUGUAAUGUGUGUGAGUGGUGGGUAUGCUUUUGGCUGAGGUGAAGGAGGCUUAAACUUUUCACCCGCCUUGGAAAACAGUUUGAUUUGCAGUAUAAUAAGAGUGAAAGAGAGAAGAAUAGAUCACAGAUGUCAAAUUGCAAGUUUUUGUUUUUGUAAUAUGGCAUUGACUGAGGUAUAACAAAUUGUAUA